Molecule: messenger RNA, 3361 nt
Organism: Bradysia coprophila
Lineage: Eukaryota; Metazoa; Arthropoda; Insecta; Diptera; Sciaridae
Source: RefSeq, a predicted model, not a curated record
GACCGCGAACAGACGGUCAACGCGUAUAACAAAAACUAUAAUACAAAAAGUGUUGUUCAGUUGAAGAAUUGAAUUUUUAAAACAUCCACGCCGUGUGGUAAAAUUUGGUUUAUUGAGUUUGAAAGAACGUGGUUAUGUACCUAUAGUUACUAUACCCAUUCGGUGUUAUGAAUGUUGUGUAUUAUGAACUACAUUUAAUUAUAACGUGUGUACGUUCGUCCCAUUAAUAAAAUUUCAUAAACAAUAGCACCUGUUGUAGUUGUGUGUUGUAAAUUGAAUAUUUUUUCGGAUUAGGAGUGAGAAGAAAGAGAAGUCUUUGAGUCAGUUGCUUCAAUCGUGGAUUAUAGAUCUUGUGCAUCAUUUGGCUCGUUACUGGAAACAUCAAAAGCAAAAACGCUCAAUCUAGCUAAAUACAUCAGAAACGUUAAAUCGACAAUUUCAUUAAACUUUUAUGUUUUGUGGUUUUUAAUAGUUACAUUUUUAAAGUGACCUCACCUUAUUACACAUGCAUGAUUUUAAAUAAUUUAUUUGUGUUUGCUGAACUAUUAUAUGUGGCUCUGUGUUAUAUGUGACGUUGACAAGUUUUUUUUCCUAAUAUUUCUCACAUAAAAACAAUAUACAAAUAACGAAUAAUUUGAAGAACUGGUCUGUGUGUUGGUAUAUCAUUGUGUUUCUCAACCAUAUACACAACACUGAAGAAGAGAAAAAAAAAACGUACACAACGAUGAGUGCGGUUUGUUUGCAUUUUAUUGUAUAAUGAGAAAUAGAAUUUAUUGAGCAAAAAAUAAACAGAAAAUUGAGUUAAAAAAUUGUUAACCAACAAAAAACAAAAAUUCCGAUAAAAAUUUUGUAAAAGUGCGGUUCUCGCGGUUCUUGUCGUCUCAGUGUUUAAAAACGAAAAAUUAAAAAAAAAAACUUUUGUGGUAAAAUUUGAAUUGUAUUGUAUCAAUGAAACGAGUCCGAAAAAGUUUGAUGUCAACAUAAAACUGAUCGAGUGAAUGAAACAGAACGUUUUGUUUUUGGUGGAUUAAUUUCGUUUUUUUGGAAUUUGAAUUUCAUUUCGUUUCGAGAACCGAAAGUUUUACAUUUGGAAUUAAAACAGACCGACGUUGUAGUCCCAACGAACCAUUUCGCAAGUCAAUUAACUAUGCUGGAAAAAUGGCCGGUCCGAAGCCAGCACUGUAUGCAUCUGCUGUUACGGCUGUAGGAUUCGUCUGUCUAGCACUGUCUGCCACAGCCGUUGGCCUACCAAUAUGGGGAUAUUUUGAAUAUAUAGCUGGUGGAUGGGAUUCGGAGCGAGGAUAUUUCGGGCCGUUCAGAACGUGUAAAAAGCUUAACUAUGGCCGAGAAGUGUGUGGAGACUUUAAUUUUAGACCGCACGUCGGAGUGUACAUCAGUGGUGUGUUAGCAGCGAUUGGUUGUGCAUUUUUAGGACUAUUCUCCAUACUAUCCGUAAUACAACUGUCGAUGAUUUCGUCGAGAGAUAAAGUUGUAAUGUCAUACAAACCACUUGUGAUAAUUAAGUUAGUCUUAGCCAUAGUAUCAGCUAUUCUGGCAACAGUUGCAGCGAUUUUGUUUGGAUGGGAGAUCGAUAAUGUCGACGUUGUUAACAGGAACUAUGUGCUAUCGAGAGGAGUUUCGUUUUAUUUACAGAUUAUUGUCAUUGUUAUCACAAUAAUACUGGCUGUAAUGUCUGUCUACGACAUACUACUAGCUAAACAGCCAGGCGGUGAUCCAACGAUGCCCAUUCCCAUUCGUGCUGGACCAGCAACUACUUACAAUAAUCCAGGAUUCAGAGACGGACGACCGACUAAUGGUGCUUCGGUGUCUGUGACGGAUGCAUCGGGACGGCCAUACGGUGGAUUCGUAAACGGUAGCAUGGCGUCAAUGAAUACGACGCUAACGAGUGUAUCGAAUGGAUCGACGGUGGAUGGUUCGGUGACACGGUCACCACUACGGUCGAGUCUGAAAAAACCGAAACCAAAAGACGGCCUGGGCAUACAAAAUCCGGGCUAUUCGGGAUCAUCACAAUCGCCUACAAUGAACCGGAAUGGAAGCAUGAAGAAAGUGCGCAUACAGACUCACAGUACGGAAGUGUGAAUGGACUGGGACAAGUGAUUGUUUUUAGCGGCAAAACGAGAACGGUUAAAGAGGGAAAGUGUAUUAGGAGUGUUGAGUGUGUGACAGAUAAAGUUGACUUUUUCUUCGGUCUUCCAAACGACAUUUUAUUGAUGCGACAUUGAACUGUAUAUUUAAGGAACUCAGUACAAAAUGUGUACAUAAUAGGAAGCAGUCGAAACUGACAAAUAGUUUUUAGGUAAAUGAAAUUUAAAUGGGGAAAGCUCUCCAUAAACUCUCCGAAGGCUAUUCUAUCGAAGCUCUUCCACGCCUUGAGCCGCUUAACACUUCAGUGCAAUGCGAUGGAAAUUUUCGCCUUUCCUCAAUUAAGUGCUGACGUCGAAAAAACUCCAUCAAAAGCAUGAUCGAGUGUCUUACAUCACAGAAUUAUUUACGAGCCGUAAAGGGAUCACACAACGAAAGACGACAGAUCACACAAUAAGUUGAUUUUGUUCAACGAACUUGUCCAGCAAACGAUUCCUUUGUAUUCGAUUCCGUCAAAUUGAAAAUCCCCAACCAGACUGGUUUUCAGCUGACAUUAUACCAUGCAUGCAUACCAUAUUCACAAAUGAUCGAUCGAAGGAAAAUACCGAGUAGCUUCUAGUAACCAGGAUCCAUUAAAUCAUUAAAUCUGUUACUUCUGCUGUGUAACAGUGUUUCAUGCAAAAUCUCUUACUUCAUUUGUUUUGAUACUCGUUUCGCUUAAAGCAUACCACCAGUGACGCAUUCAUGUUCAUUUUGGCAGUCUUUUUCGAUAACAGAUGUGAUGAUAGACUUUUACGGUUAAUACAGUUCGACUCUAUGCUUCAAAGUCUGUCAAUUUCUGUAGAAAAAUUUCAUUUUUUUUUCGACUUUCUUCUGGUCUUUUUUCAAACCAUUCAUAAUACCAGUUGGGGUGAUAACGAACCAUUUGGUGAAUUGGAGUGGUACCUUCUUUAGCUGGAGAGCGCCUUGGAGAAUUCCGAUUAAACACCUGAAAAAUUAUCUUAUAAUGGAUGUAACAACGACCAGGGAGCUGGAAACUAAGAAUCUUUGAUCAAUGUAUCUACUUCUUCAGAAGCAGUCUACCGCAACUCACAUAUAUCUAUCGAUGAGCGUCAAAGGCAAAGAGUAUUUCAACAACCCUAAAUGUGUUUAGAGUCAUAAAAUUACGCCAAGUUGUAGACCGAUGCCCCAUACGACAAUUAAGUCGAUUAUAUACCCACAGCUUGAAACCUAUGCCAUAUUAUUACAUACCCGAUAC